AGAACUUUUAUUUCUCCGUCUUUGUCUAACUUGUAAAUUCAAACAGAGUCGUCAACAAAUACACGCACGCAGCCACGUUUUCUCCUCCUCCCCCUAUAACUAUUACACCCACUGCCUCUUCUCUUCAACCUUUUCCUUCUCUGGUUAGUUUCAAGCACAAAUCAAACCACCCUUUCAAAAAUUUCAAACAUAAUCCUCCCAGUUUCACCAAUUCAAAUUUCAAAUUUUCACAUAUAAAAUGCUCUCGUUGCCGCCGACUAAUUAAUUGCUUGUUUCUUUCCAUCACCUUUUCUUUAAAUUAACUUUCCGGCGACAUGGUAUCAACACAAAGCGUGGGCGUUAUAGGCGGACCAACCGAGAAAACCCAACGCCUACGGUGGUGGCGCGUGCACGAUAAUGGCGGCGUUUCAUCUACUCUCUCUUUUCUGUUUGUUUCGUUUAUGGUUUUCAGUUCAAUUGGGUUUUUGUAUACGUAUACGAUGUACAAGAACCCUAAUUAUUCAGUGGGUUGUGAAGAAGACAGUGAAGGUUCAUGGUCAAUUGGAGUUUUCUAUGGCGAUUCGCCGUUUUCGCUUAAACCCAUUGAAACUAUGAAUGUUUGGAAGAACACAAGUGCAGCAUGGCCGGUGGCUAACCCGAUUGUUACUUGUGGUUCGGUUACUGAUUCUGGGUUUCCGAGUAACUUUGUUGCCGAUCCUUUUCUCUAUGUUCAGGGAGAUGUAUUGUACUUGUUCUUCGAAACCAAGAAUUCGAUCACCAUGCAAGGUGACAUCGGAGUCGCCAAAAGCAUCGAUAAUGGAGCUUCUUGGGAACAGCUGGGAGUCGUUUUAGAUGAAGAAUGGCAUCUCUCAUAUCCAUACGUGUUCGACUACAAUGAUCAAAUCUACAUGAUGCCAGAAGGAAGUAAAAAGGGCGACCUCCGUCUUUAUCGAGCUGUCAACUUCCCAUUAAAAUGGGAACUCGAAAAAGUCAUCUUGAAAAGACCUCUAAUCGAUUCAUUCAUCAUAAAAUACGAAUCAAGAUACUACCUUUUCGGGUCGGAUCAUACCCGAGUCUCCACAAAGAAAAACGGUGAACUCGAAAUAUGGUAUAGCUCGCCACUCGGGCCAUGGAAACCGCAUAAAAAAAACCCGGUUUACAACACCGAUAAAGAAACCGGAGCCCGAAACGGAGGUCGACCCUUUGUUUACAACAAAAAUGUCUACCGAUUAGGUCAAGAUGAUGGUGAAACAUACGGGAAACGUGUUCGUGUUUUCAAAAUCGAAGUUUUAACCCCGUAUAAUUACCGAGAAGUUGAAGUGGAAUUCGGGCUUCCAAAACCAACAAAAGAACGAAACGCGUGGAACGGGGCCCGGUCCCACCAUCUGGACACACAACAGUUACCAUCCGGUCAAUGGAUCGCAGUGUCCGAUGGGGACCGGACCGCAUCCGGGGACAUGUCCCAUCGGUUCAUCAUCGGGUCAUUGUUGUUGUUUUCUACGGGCUUGCUUGUGUUAAUCAUGGGUAUGUUGCUAGGGUUUGUUCGGUGUAUUGUCCCACUUAGUUGGUGCCCGCAUAAUAUCAAGAAACGAACCGAUGCAUUUUUCGUUUGGGAAAGAUCGAGCCAUUUGUCGUCUAGGGUACGACAGUAUUGCACGCGGUUAAACCGGUUGACCGCGGUUCUGCGGUGUAAGAUGAACCCUAAAACGAGUCUUGGGCGGUUCGCGUUUAUUGUUAUUUUAAUCGGUUCGAUCGUGUUAAUGUGUGUCGGGCUUGGGUACAUAUACGGUGGAAGUGGGGCCCGAGAGCCAUAUUCAGUCGACCACCAUUAUUCCCAAUUUACCCUUUUAGCCAUGACCUACGAUGCUAGGUUAUGGAACUUAAAAUGGUACAUCCAACAUUACUCUCGGUGUUCAUCGGUUCGUGAAAUUGUGGUGAUUUGGAACAAAGGAAUGCCUCCGGACAUUACUGAGUUUGACUCGGCGGUCCCGGUUAGGAUCCGAGUCGAGUCAAAGAACUCGUUAAACAACCGGUUCAAACUCGAUCCGUUGAUUAAAACCAAAGCGGUCCUUGAGCUAGAUGAUGACAUCAUGAUGAGUUGCGACUAUAUUGAACGCGGUUUCAAAGUCUGGAGACAGAACCCAGACCGUUUAGUCGGGUUCUAUCCGCGUCUGGUCAACGGGCCUGGCCCGUUGACCUACCGCGCUGAGAAACAUGCGCGGAAGUUUAACGGUUAUAACAUGAUUUUGACCGGGGCGGCGUUUAUGGAUCAUCGGGCAGCGUUCGGGCUGUAUUGGAGUGAAGAAGCACGGGUCGGGCGGGAGGCAGUAGACGAGCUUUUUAAUUGUGAGGAUGUUUUGAUGAACUUCUUGUACGUGAAUGCUACGUCUUCGGGGCCCACUGUUGAAUACGUGAAACCUUCUUGGAGUUUUGACACAUCAAAAUUUUCAGGGGUUGCUAUUAGUGAAAAUACACAAUCGCAUUAUCGGGUGAGGAGCAAGUGUUUGGAAAAGUUUACAGAGUUGUAUGGUGGGUUAUCGGAAAAAGUGGAGUUCAAGAGGCGGAAGGAUGGGUGGGAUAUGUAGCACCACCACCUUUGGCUGCCGAUGUCAUGUACAUUAUUCAGAUUUGAAUAUGAAUAUGUUGUGUGUUAGUUUAAGUUUUGAAACCACCGGAAAUGUUAACCGGAAAGUGUUAGUUUAAGUUUAGAACAGCCGGAAAUGUUGACCGGAAAAAGUUUGUUGGUGGGUUUUUGAUUGGUUGUUUUGUUGGUGUGUUUUUGGGGUGACAAGUAAAAAUAUGUACAUUUUGUUUUAAGAUAAAGUUUUGAUUUGAUUGCCAACGUGAG
Lactuca virosa is the source of this 2827-nucleotide messenger RNA. Lineage: Eukaryota; Viridiplantae; Streptophyta; Magnoliopsida; Asterales; Asteraceae. The record is from the annotation of a GenBank genome assembly.